This is a messenger RNA of Echinococcus granulosus, 1119 nucleotides long. RefSeq lists its product as hypothetical. Bases 1 to 1119 code for a protein of 372 amino acids. NCBI's taxonomy places the organism in Eukaryota, Metazoa, Platyhelminthes, Cestoda, Cyclophyllidea, Taeniidae. The transcript is spliced from 7 exons. The record is from RefSeq and is a predicted model, not a curated record.
AUGGGAAGGGGGAUAUCACGAUGGUCCCCCAAAGCAGAAAGGCGUGCUUGGCUAAUAAAUAUACCAAAAGAAGGUAGUAAUCACUUGGAGAAAGAUGUUCACCUGAUGUUGGACCACGAAGGUCACUUUUCAUCACAAAUCAUUCACAUUUCUGCUCAGACCUGCAUACACAGCCAUAGAAACACACAAAUGGAAGCUUACGUGGAUGCACAAAAAAGCAUGAUACAGAGGUCACUGAAGUUCACGCAAAUUCAACAGUUCUCGUCAAAACAUGAAAUUAGAAGGAGAACAGAAAGUUGCAAAAAAAUUCUCCAAUCCACAAACAUCUCCGUGUACUUACGUCAGCGCCUAUAUUUAUCCUCAUUUGUUUAUCCCUCUUUCUCUUCACCUCAAGGUGACCUUAACGGUGGAGGAGGAUUUAAUCCUUUACGAGGAAUCUCACAGAAAGUUAUGAGAAUAAGAGUAAAAUGUGGGUUUACCACCAGUUACCAUUCUUUGGGAGAGAAAGACGAAAUGAGAGAAUGGUAUCCGGAUGAUAAUUUCUACAGUCAUUUGCCGCCAGGACCUGAUUUACAGCAUUAUUUGGGUAUUUCAGUGUUACUUAACCGCCUACUUGAGUUUUCCUUUAUUUCAUACAACUUGGAAAGGCAUCAAAUCCUCAAAUCAUGCACUUACAUCACUCAUUUUACAUCGCUCCUUCUAGAAAAUUUUUUUAAGGACGAUUUCAAAUCUUUUAAACCCGAUAAAUUGCAUAGUACCAUUUUCUUAUUUACCAAAACCCCUUUCCACAAAAUUCUACUUUAUUUUCUACAUCUAAAAAAAGUUGCUGGUACUCAUUCCUCGGUCGAUUUUAUUGCCACACCACUCAAUGCAGUUGAGGCGUUAUUUCGCUCUUUGGCAUCAGCAAACAACAAUAACAUUCAUUCAUUCAUUCAUUCAAUUCCUCACUCCCUCACUGACGCACUCAUUCACGCUUUACUUUCAGUGGUGCGUGUCUACGUAAAUCACGUUCCUGGUUUCAUAUUUUAUGAUGAUGUUUUUUUACCAUUUGAAUGGGAGUCACAACUAACAAAAAAUACAUCUAUUAAAACACUUGAAUCUGAAUGCAAACUCAGCUAG